UCGAGGACGAUUUAACGAACUUUGUGCGCCACACAGCAGAGAGAAAACAGCGCUUCGUAGUUUGGUAGCUUCUGUACUGAGAGAGAGAUUCAGCGUCGUGCUUACAGAUUUAUCUACAGCCAUGGGAAAGGAUCCCACCAAACCCAAAGGCAAGACCUCGUCCUACGCGUUCUUUGUGCAGACCUGCCGAGAGGAGCACAAGAAGAAACACCCAGACACUCCGGUCAACUUCUCAGAUUUCUCCAAGAAAUGCGCCGAGAGAUGGAAGACCAUGUCUCCUAAAGAAAAGACCAAGUUCGAGGAUCUGGCCAAAAACGACAAGGUCCGGUAUGACCGUGAGAUGAAGAACUAUGUGCCACCCAAAGGUGCUAUGAAGGUGGGGAAGAAGAAGAAGGACCCAAAUGCCCCAAAGAGGCCACCAUCUGCUUUCUUCGUCUUCUGCUCGGACCAUCGGCCAAAGGUGAAGGCCGACCACCCGGGCAUCUCCAUCGGUGACAUUGCCAAAAAGCUGGGAGAACUGUGGUCCAAACAGACAUCCAAGGAUAAGGCUCCGUACGAGCAGAAGGCGAUGAAGCUGAAGGAGAAAUACGAGAAGGACGUCGCCGCGUACCGCGCCAAGGGAGCCAAACCCGACGGUGCCAAGAAGGGCGGACCAGGAAGGCCGACCGGCCGAAAGGCGGAAGCCAUGGAUGACGACGACGACGACGAAGAGGAAGACGAGGAGGAGGACGACGACGACGACGAGGACGACGACGAGUAAACUUAUCAGGAUCAGGAAACUUGAGCUGUUUUGAGUUGUGUAAAAUGCAUUUUUAAAAGCAUUUUGAAUAUUUCCAAAACAUGUACAGGGAUGUGUAUAGAUGAAAUACAUUAAGGUCAUGUACUGUUUUGUAAAUUUUUAACAGCUGGUUUUGUUAAGCACUGCUUGUUUUGGUUUUUUUUUGUUGUCUGGCUGUGGUUUUUCUGUCUCAACUGGUUUCCACUGGCUCUGUAAGGAAACUGAGGAACAAGAUUUGUAGUUAAAGCCUCAAAAUGUUUUUUUUUUUAGACUUUGAGCUUUAAAUUUUGUUUAGACAUGUUUUUUAUAAUAAAUCUUUUGAAUAUUA
Messenger RNA from Trichomycterus rosablanca, 1106 nucleotides. RefSeq names its product high mobility group box 2a (gene hmgb2a). The record is from RefSeq and is a predicted model, not a curated record. Gene Ontology annotation, cellular component: nucleus. NCBI's taxonomy places the organism in Eukaryota, Metazoa, Chordata, Actinopteri, Siluriformes, Trichomycteridae. Gene Ontology annotation, biological process: regulation of transcription by RNA polymerase II. Gene Ontology annotation, molecular function: DNA binding, bending. The transcript has 5 exons. Bases 122 to 760 code for a protein of 212 amino acids.